Messenger RNA from Phytophthora nicotianae INRA-310, 813 nucleotides. RefSeq names its product diphthine synthase. The record is from RefSeq and is a predicted model, not a curated record. The transcript is spliced from 2 exons. Gene Ontology annotation, molecular function: diphthine synthase activity. Gene Ontology annotation, biological process: protein histidyl modification to diphthamide. The coding region runs from base 1 to 813 and encodes 270 amino acids. Lineage: Eukaryota; Oomycota; Peronosporomycetes; Peronosporales; Peronosporaceae.
AUGGUGCUAUAUGUGGUUGGUCUAGGCCUCGGCGACGAGCAGGACGUGACGCUGCGUGGUCUGAACGCCAUCAAGAAGUCCAAGAAGGUCUUCCUAGAGAACUACACGUCGGUGUUGGGCGUAGAGCUGGAGAAAUUGGGCGAGUUCUAUGGCCGUGAGGUGAUUCUAGCCGACCGCGACUGCGUCGAGACCGGCGCUGACCAGAUUUUCGCCGAUGCCAAGGACGAUGACGUGGCCUUCUUGGUCGUGGGCGACCCGCUCUGCGCUACGACCCACUCAGAUCUGAUUCUGCGCGCCAAGGAGCUGGAUAUCAAGGUCGAAGUGAUCCACAACGCGUCCGUCAUGGGCGCUGCGGGCUCCUGUGGCCUGCAGCUCUACUCGUUCGGGCAGACCGUGUCUAUCCCCUUCUUCCGGGACGAGUGGCGUCCCGAUAGCUUCUAUGAGAAGAUCCAGUACAAUCGUCGCGGCGGCAUGCACACGCUGUGUCUGCUGGACAUUAAGGUGAAGGAGCCCGACUUUGAGGCCAUGUGCCGCGGCCGCACGGUCUACCUGCCGCCGCGCUUCAUGACGGUGAAUCAGGCUAUUGAACAGCUUAUUGAAAUCGAGGAGAAGCGUCAGGAAGGAGCUUACAGUAAAGACACGAUCUGCGUAGGCAUGGCACGUCUCGGCCAGAAGGACCAGACCAUCAUCGCCGGCACCAUGGAGGAGCUGCUGACCGCCGACUUUGGCGCUCCGCUGCACUGUCUGGCCAUUACGGGAGAGGUGCACCCGCUCGAAGAGGAGAUGCUCAAGCAGUUCUACAUCAAGAAAUAG